CGUUUCCAGAAUGUGCGAGAAGAAACAAACAAUGGGUUGGGUUUGGAACGAAGACGACGAUGAUCAUCAAAACUCCGGUGAAAUCAACGAAUUUCAUGAUUUGAACGGUGGAUCUGAAGCUCGAUGCUCGACGAGGAAGAUUAUCUCUUCGCAGUGCAGCACUGAGGAGGUGGAGCCUGGAAAAUUCAUCAAAAAGUGCGAAAAAACUGAGCAACUUCUUAAGGAUUGCGUUGGAAGGCCGUCUGAGGUGGUGCAAUCUAACAAGGAAUACACAGAAGAAGACGUAACAGAGCAGGUAACAAAAGGUUCUUUACCGAUGCAAUCAUCACCAUUUAAUUUCCCUGGACUACGAAGUGACGUCGAAGCAAUUGAACGUGAUCUGUUUGGCAACAUGGACCGUUUCUUUGAGGCCGCUGAAGAUAUGACAAAAGGGUUGUUCGGUAUGUUUGGGUCUCCUCAUUUAUAUGAUGGAGAUUCUAAAUCCUUUUUUGGGUUUCCUCGUGUUUUUGAUGGAGAUUCGAAACCUACUUUCAAAAGGAGUGUGCCUAUCGAGUCUGAGCCUUCCAAGGUGGUCAAACCAGAUGGUCAUGUUGACCUUUCAGGCUUGGCUAGAGAUGUUUGAAGUAGUGAACUAGUGCUUAUAUUCUAGUCAGAUUUUGGAAUAAACUCUUAACUCAUGGCUACAUGAAAUACAUAUAUUUAUAUUUCUUUAUAUACAUAACUAAUCUUUAAGCUUCUUAUGAACAAUGAUUUUUUUGUCUUU
Helianthus annuus (common sunflower) is the source of this 763-nucleotide messenger RNA. Its product is annotated as fra a 1-associated protein. NCBI's taxonomy places the organism in Eukaryota, Viridiplantae, Streptophyta, Magnoliopsida, Asterales, Asteraceae. The record is from RefSeq and is a predicted model, not a curated record. The transcript has 2 exons. Bases 11 to 622 code for a protein of 203 amino acids.